Molecule: messenger RNA, 423 nt
Organism: Gloeophyllum trabeum ATCC 11539
Lineage: Eukaryota; Fungi; Basidiomycota; Agaricomycetes; Gloeophyllales; Gloeophyllaceae
Exons: 2
Source: RefSeq, a predicted model, not a curated record
UUCAUGGGGUACUGCCACGCGUGGGCCGUGUCCAUCGCGAGCCACCACGACAGCGAGGAAGCAGUCGUCUUCCCCAUCCUCAAUACGAAGCUCGACUUUUCGCGCGAGAUCGCACAGCACAAGGUCAUCCACGAGCGUCUCGACGCGCUCCUCGCCUUCAUCGCCUCCGCCAAAGCCGACCCGUCGAAAUUCGACGCUGCGAAGAUGCGCGAGAUGAUGUUCGCGUUCAAGGACCCACUGUUCCAACACCUGGACGACGAAGUCUCCCACAUCACGUCCGACAAAAUGACGGUAUUCUCGAAAGAAGAGGUGCUCGAUCUGGACGCGCAUCUCGAGGCGUACGCCAAAACGCACGGCGACCCCUUCCUCCUCGUGCCCUUCAUGCGCAGCCACACUCCGCCCGAACUGAAGGACACGUGGCCC